CGGAGGGGGAGGCAGAGGGGCGCUCGCACCCCACCGUACGGCCGGGCCCGGCUGGCGGCUGCUGCUUGGGGCGGAGCAGGCGUGACCUUCCGGCCAGCCUCCCAUCGCUGCCGCCCGGCACCCUGCUCCCAGCCCCGCCCGGGGGACCGGCGGCGGAGAGGCACCGAUCGCGGGGCUACCGAGGGGGCGGAAGAUCGGGGCGCUGCGCCCCCAUCCCGGCGCUGGGGGGACGGUGGAGGAGCCCAGCGGCUGCGAGGUCCCGGAGACGGAGACCCCCGGAGGAAGAUUGCCGAGAAACGCCCCCGAACCUCCCCCCCGCUCCGUGGAAUUGCGGGGUCCCCCCCCCACCCCGCAGCAGCCCCGCGUGUGCGCGGGCAGGGCUGGCGGGGCUGAUUUCGCUUGCACGCUGGCUCCCCAGCAUGCCCGGACUGCCUGUCACGCGUGGAUCUAGCCAGAGACACCCCCUCGCCGCGCUGGAGCGGACUGGGCGCCCGGCGGAGACCUCCUGAGAGCCGGGAGGGUUUGAGGGGGGGAUCGGGGUUAUUCGGAGGGGGGAGCCGGCUUGGACUAUUUUUCUCCCCCUUCCUCUGUUGUAUUUUUGUGGGGGGGAGGGGAUCCGUUUGGAGAAGCAUCCAGCGGGGAGGAAAACAAGCCACCCGAGGACACCCCCCCUCCCCCGCCCCUGCACACUGCAGGGCAGAGGAUCCGGAGCGAUCCGCACCAGGUUGGAGCCGACCCCCGGAUCCAGCCCGAGCUCGGCAGACGCUGCCCACCGGUCUCCAUCGCUCGCUCCGAUCUCGUAACACCUUGUGGGGGGAGGGCGUGGGGUGGUGGUGAAGGAAAGCGAAAUGGCUGGAGCCGGAGUGGAAUAGGACCAGCUGAAUGGAGCAGCCCGCUGGAAGGAGACCCGAGGCUGGAUCGCUAAAGGCUUGCUGUCUACCGGAUCGUCCCUCCUGUGUGAUGCCGGGAGAGGCCCCGGGCUCGGGCCGCUGAGAGCCGUGCCAGGGAGCGAGCGUGCCAAUCGCCCGGCCGGCACCAUGGCCCGCCUCGCCCACGCCCUCUGGAGCCUCUGCGUCACCGCCAUCCUCGUCACCUCAGCCACACAAGGUCUGAGCCGCGCCGGGCUGCCCUUUGGCCUGGUGCGGCGGGAACUGGCCUGCGAGGGCUACCCCAUCGAGCUGCGCUGCCCCGGCAGCGACGUCAUCAUGGUGGAGAACGCCAACUACGGGCGCACGGACGACAAGAUCUGUGACGCCGACCCCUUCCAGAUGGAGAACGUGCAGUGCUACCUCCCUGACGCCUUCAAGAUCAUGUCCCAGAGGUGCAAUAACCGGACGCAGUGCGUGGUGGUGGCUGGAUCGGACGCCUUCCCGGACCCCUGCCCCGGAACCUACAAGUACCUGGAGGUCCAGUAUGACUGUGUCCCAUAUAAAGUGGAACAAAAAGUAUUCGUUUGCCCGGGGACCCUACAGAAGGUGCUGGAGGCCACGUCCACCCACGAAUCGGAGCAUCAGUCGGGCGCCUGGUGCAAAGACCCGCUGCAAGCCGGUGACCGGAUCUAUGUCAUGCCGUGGAUUCCCUACCGGACGGACACGCUGACAGAGUACGCCUCAUGGGAGGACUACGUGGGCGCCCGCCACACCACCACCUACCGGCUGCCCAACCGCGUGGAUGGCACGGGCUUCGUGGUGUACGACGGGGCCGUCUUCUACAACAAGGAGCGGACCCGGAACAUCAUCAAGUACGACCUGCGGACCCGCAUCAAGAGCGGCGAGACGGUGAUCAACACGGCCAACUACCACGACACCUCGCCCUACCGCUGGGGAGGCAAGACCGACAUCGACCUGGCCGUGGACGAGAACGGGCUGUGGGUCAUCUACGCCACCGAGGGCAACAACGGGCGUCUGGUGGUGAGCCAGCUCAACCCCUACACCCUGCGCUUCGAGGGCACCUGGGAGACGGGCUACGACAAACGUUCAGCCUCCAACGCCUUCAUGGUGUGCGGGGUGCUGUACGUGGUGCGCUCUGUCUACGUGGAUGAUGACAGCGAGGCCGCCGGCAACCGCGUGGACUACGCCUUCAACACCAACCUCAACCGGGAGGAGCCCGUCUCGCUGGCCUUCCCCAACCCCUACCAGUACGUCUCCUCGGUGGACUACAACCCCCGCGACAACCAGCUCUAUGUCUGGAACAACUACUUCGUGGUGCGCUACGCCCUGGAGUUCGGGCCCCCCGACCCCAGCACGGGCCCCGUCACCUCCACGCCGCUCAGCACCACCACCACAGUGCGGCCCACCACGGUCACCACCACGGCCUCGCCUGCCGCCACCACCACGGUGCGCAGGGCCCCCCUCACCACCCACCCCAUCGGCGCCAUCAACCAGAAGGGCACGGAGCUGCACCCCAUCACGGCCGCCGCCCCCAGCACCCGCAAGCCCCCCUCCUCCAACCAGCACGUCUCCCCUGAGCUCUUCUGCGAGCCCAAGGAGGUCAGACGGGUCCAGUGGCCGGCCACGCAGCAGGGCAUGCUGGUGGAGCGGCCCUGCCCCAAGGGCACCAGAGGAAUCGCCUCCUUCCAGUGCCUGCCAGCCCUGGGGAUCUGGAACCCCCGCGGCCCCGACCUCAGCAACUGCACCAGCCCCUGGGUCAACCAGGUGGCACAGAAGAUCAAGAGCGGGGAGAACGCAGCCAACAUCGCCAGCGAGCUGGCGCGGCACACGCGGGGACCCAUCUACGCCGGCGAUGUCAGCUCCUCCGUCAAGCUGAUGGAGCAGCUGCUGGACAUCCUGGACGCCCAGCUGCAGGCACUGCGCCCCAUCGAGAGGGAGUCGGCUGGCAAGAACUACAACAAGAUGCACAAGCGAGAGCGGACCUGUAAAGACUACAUCAAGGCUGUGGUGGAGACCGUGGACAAUCUGCUGCGGCCCGAGGCGCUGGAGUCGUGGAAGGACAUGAACGCCACGGAGCAGGUGCACACGGCCACCAUGCUGCUGGACAUCCUGGAGGAGGGCGCCUUCCUGCUGGCCGACAAUGUCAAGGAGCCUGCGCGCUUCGUCACCACCCGGCAGAACGUGGUGCUGGAGGUGACGGUGCUGAACACGGAGGGGCAGGUGCAGGAGCUGGUCUUCCCGCAGGAGUAUGCCAGCGAGAACUCCAUCCAGCUCUCAGCCAAAACCAUCAAGCAGAACAGCCGCAAUGGGGUGGUCAAGGUGGUCUUCAUCCUCUACAACAACCUGGGCUUCUUCCUCUCCACCGAGAACGCCACGGUCAAGCUGAGCGGGGAGGCAGGCGCUCCCAGCCCCGCCCUGGUCGUCAACUCGCAGGUCAUCGCCGCCUCCAUCAACAAGGAGUCCAGCCGUGUCUUCCUCAUGGACCCCGUCAUCUUCACCCUCUCCCACCUGGAGGCGAAGAACCACUUUAACGCCAACUGCUCCUUCUGGAACUACUCGGAGCGCUCCAUGAUGGGCUACUGGUCGACGCAGGGCUGCCGCCUGGUGGAGACCAACAAGACGCACACGACCUGCGCCUGCAGCCACCUCACCAACUUCGCCGUGCUCAUGGCGCACCGCGAGAUCUACCAGGGCCGCAUCAACGAGCUGCUGCUGUCAGUGAUCACCUGGGUGGGCAUCGUCAUCUCGCUGGUGUGCCUGGCCAUCUGCAUCUCCACCUUCUGCUUCCUGCGCGGGCUGCAGACCGACCGCAACACCAUCCACAAGAACCUCUGCAUCAGCCUCUUCCUUGCUGAGCUCCUCUUCCUCAUCGGCAUCGACAAGACGCAGUACGAGAUCGCCUGCCCCAUCUUUGCGGGGCUGCUGCAUUACUUUUUCCUGGCAGCCUUCUCCUGGAUGUGCCUGGAGGGCGUGCACCUCUACCUCAUGCUGGUGGAGGUCUUCGAGAGCGAGUACUCCCGCAAGAAGUACUACUACCUGGGUGGCUACUGCUUCCCGGCCCUCGUGGUGGGCAUCGCCGCCGCCAUCGACUACCGCAGCUACGGCACCGACAAGGCCUGCUGGCUCCGAGUGGACAAUUACUUCAUCUGGAGCUUCAUCGGCCCCGUCUCCUUCAUUAUCGUGGUCAACCUGCUCUUCCUCAUGAUCACGCUGCACAAGAUGAGCCGCAGCACGGCUGUGCUCAAGCCCGACUCCAGCCGCCUGGACAACAUCAAGUCCUGGGCGCUGGGCGCCAUCGCUCUCCUCUUCCUCCUGGGACUAACCUGGGCCUUCGGCCUCCUCUUCAUCAACAAGGAGUCCAUCGUCAUGGCCUAUCUCUUCACCACCUUCAACGCCUUCCAGGGCAUGUUCAUCUUCGUCUUCCACUGUGCCCUGCAGAAGAAGGUGCACAGGGAGUUCAGUAAAUGCCUGCGUCACGCGUCCUGCUGCCUGCGCAGCCCCCCGGGGGCCACACUCGGCUCCCUCAAGACUUCAGCCAUUCGGAGCAACAACCGCUACUACACGGGCACGCAGAGUCGGAUCCGGAGAAUGUGGAACGACACAGUCCGGAAACAGACAGAGUCAAGCUUCAUGGCGGGGGAUAUCAACAGCACCCCCACCCUAAACCGAGGGACCAUGGGGAACCACCUGCUGACCAACCCGGUGCUGCAGACCCGGGGCGGCACCAGCCCCUACAACACCCUCAUCGCCGAGUCCGUGGGCUUCAACCCCUCCUCGCCCCCCGUCUUCAACUCCCCAGGGAGCUUCCGAGAGUCCAAGCACCCCCUGAACAACAGCCGGGACGCCUGCGGCAUGGACACCCUGCCCCUCAACGGCAACUUCAACAACAGCUACUCCCUCCGCAGUGCUGACUUCCCGGCCGAGGGCGCCAAGAUGGCCGACUGCCGGCGCAACCUCAGCGACGCCGCCGCCUUCGAGAAGAUGAUCAUCUCGGAGCUGGUGCACAACAACCUACGUGGGGGCGCCGGCGGCACGGCCAAGGGGGCGCCCCCUGCAGGAGGGGCCGGCCCGGCCGAGCCCAGCAACCCCUCUGGCCCGCCCGCCCCCCCCAGCGGCGGCGGGCCUGGUGAGGAGGAGGCGGCGGCGGCGCCCGAGGGCCCGGCCCUGAGCCACGAGGAGAACCUGGAGAUCGAACUCAUGUACAAGGCCCUGGAGGAGCCGCUGCUGCUGCAACGGGCUCAGUCGAUCCUCUACCAGAGCGACCUGGAGGAGUCCGAGAGCUGCACGGCCGACCUGACCGAGGGCGGAGACGGCCAGGCCCCCUCCCCCAACAGGGACUCCUUGUACACCAGUAUGACCAACCUGAGAGACUCCCCUUACCCGGACAGCAGCCCCGAGGCGGUGGGGGAAAUCCUCCCCCACACCCAAGCCAUCAACGAAAUCUACUACACCAACCGGCCUGCCCUGGUGCCCCGCAGCCAGCUCCAAGCCUACUACCAGGUCCGGAGACCGAGCACUGACGGCUACUUGGUUCAAGCCGGCUUAGAGGGCCCAGUGCCGGAGGGAGACGGUCAAAUGCAGCUGGUGACCAGUCUCUGAAAGCCAGGAGCGGACUGAGGAGCCGUCCCAAGCCGCCGACUCUCCCCCCACCUCAUCCCACCUUUGCCAAAAGGAGCCCCUCCCCCCGGGCCAUGGCCUGGCCUUUUUAAUUUUUGCCCUGGGAUGCUGAGAGAGAGAAGGGUGGGGCGCUGCAGAAGGACACAGGCCAGGGGAAGGAGGAGAGGUGGCGUGACUCUCCUCUGGGAAGGGGGGCCGUCUUGUCUAGCUUCCUCCUGCCCACCUGGUGGAGACGGGAGGGUGGAAAUCAGGGGGUUGCGACUUUUGUUUUUGAAGGGAAGGAAAGGAAGGAGGAGGGGCGGGAAGGAAGGAAUGAAAAAGGCACCGGGCCGGACACAGGAGCUCAAUUUUUUCGUUUUUUAAGGUCGUCCCUCUUCUGUUUCUUUACGUUGGUUUUGUGGGGAGAGAAGAUCACAAAGAAGUGGAGCAGGGAAACCAAUUUUCUUUUUAAGGCGUGUUAAGAAACAGAUCAGAACCAUGGGGGAGGGGCCGGCUGGGCCUGUAUCAGAGUCCCAGAACAACCCCCCACACACACCGGCACCCAGGUGUAGGCCAUCCCUGCUCCCCCACAUGUGCACCUUGGCGAUGUCAAAGAGGGAUCCGAUUGGGCCGGAGAGAGAGGGGCGGAUGGAGCAUCCUCCUGUGGCCUCCACUGUCUUCUAUACGAACUUUGCCAAAAACCAUAAUCUGUAUAGAUAUAUAGAGAGUUAUAAAGAGAGAGCUAUAUCGAGAGAGAGAGAGAGAGAGAGAGAGGUGGGGGUGGGGAUUGUUUGGGGUCUGGAUAGAAAUUAUGUUGAAUCCAGUGCUGACCUUCCAGUAUUUGUCAGCUGGGGGAAACUGAGGCAUGGUGGGGAAGGGACUCUUAAACUCACUCAUUGACAGGGUUUUGAGUUCGGUUCUUUUUUAAUGCCAAGCCAUCAGCAAAGUCUGCAGGAGACCGGGGGAGGGGUGCAUUUCUUUUUUCUUUCAAAAGCAUCCUGGGCACCAGGAAGGGCUGAUGCACAACCUUGUUUCCAGCAGAGGAGGAGAUGGUGCUGAGGUGGCCAUCUUUGAUUUGGAUUUUUGUUUUCCUUUGCUGUGUGGCGUACACACACACACACACACACACACACACCCUGCCCUUCACAGCUCACACAUCAAACACACAUCACCACCCUGCUCCGGGAGCUGACAGAGGAAACCGGGAGCCGAGGGGUUCUUCCUGGGCCGUCGGUGUAAUUGUUCAAUACGCAUUCCCCACUCGCGCCCGCCGCUGCUCUGCUGCUGCCACUUUGGUCACGAUGCGCACGUCAUUUUCCUAUGGCUCAAUGGGAAGCUCGGAAACUCCUGCAGCUCUCACCCUUUCUGCGUUUUCCAGCUCUGCUUUUAUUUCCUCCUCUGAAGACAUGCAGAAGUCAGGUGCCUCGUGGGAGCUGCUGUCUGAACCCGGUUGGGUCAAGAUGAGGGUGGGGAGGAUUUUUUUGGGGGGCAAUUUGACAAUUGAACCAUUUUCCUCUCCAAAUCAGUCGGAUCAUCUUCGAGCAAAAGAACAACAGAAACCCAAACGGCACUUUUUUUUUCUUUUCUUUCAAAGGACAAAACAACAAAAAAACAAAAAUUUCUCCCUUUUCAAGCACAACUCUGAAUUCUCUCGCCCUCUUCUUCCCGAGAGAGACCAUGGGAGCCAAUAUCACAUGAAUACGUCAUUUCGCCGGGGGGGGGGGGGAUGUCUUAGGGUGGGGUGGAGGGUUAAUUCGGGGGAGGCGGGUUGGGAUACAGAUUGAAAUGCUGUAAAUAUGAAAUUUCAGACAAACAACAAAAAGGGGAAUUGAAGAAUCCCUUGAAAAAUGAAACAGGGAUUUAAAAAAAAAAUACAACCAAUCAACCACAGUCCCAGGGAACAGUUUGUGUCCUGGAAUUAAAAUAUAUAUCUAUAGAUAUAUAGAUAUAUACUGAGCUCUGCUCCAGCCCCAUUGACUGUUGGGGGGGGCAGGUGAAGGGAACAAGGAGACCCCCUCCCGUUUUGACGAAGACAGGGGAAGGGAUCGCAAAAACGAAGAGCAGAUUUUUACAAUCAAAACAAAAAAAAGAAAAAAAUAACUGUUUUUGGCACAAUUUUUAUGUAAUAUAUACAUAUAAUGCGUCAUUUCUGUGACUUUCUCAACAUUCCCUUUUCCUGCUGGAUAAGGUCCUUUUUUCAUACAUCUUGACAUGGAUCGGUCAUUUUCUCACUCACUGCCACUGUGGAAUUGUGGGUAAAAAAAAAUUUACUGUAAGACCCAAAGAUGCUGUAACUGUAGGUUAGGAACAUUGUUUGGGGUUUAUUUUGCUUUCUUUCUGGCCGGGGCUGUUGGGUGUCGGGAGUUUUUAAGUCUAUGGUUAUUUAUUUGCAUCCCUCUGAGCUGGAAGGCAUUUGACGGGGUCGAGUUGAAGGGGCAGGUGGGCGUGUGGCUCAGAUUCAUGGAGUGUGGAAGGGUUUCGCUUUCUGGUUCCUUUUCUCCCAGCCUGUGGAACUACUGGAGAGUGUGAGAGAUCAUGGGGGGGUUUUAGGACGGUCCUGGGCUUCAUCGGCUUGGAUGUAGUGAUUUAAACGUUGGAUAGAAGGGUGGAGACAUAAGAGGCAGGAUCCCUAGCUGGUAUGAAUGGAUGUUGCUCCAUUGGAGUCCAUGUAGCUAUGCUUAUUGGCACCCCGCUGGGGAUGGGGCCCAAGGAGCUUGGGAAACUCAAGCUCCCACUCCCAGUGGCCAGCAAACGCCCUGGGUGAACUGCAGGGUGUAGGUGACAAGUGGGUGAUAUUUACCAUGUUGCCCUGGCCAGUGGUCUCUGGCCAGACACAAGGCCAGCAAAGGGCUGGAUAGGCCCUGAAAAGCUUUUUCCCGCUCUAGGCCUUGGUGGGGGUAGAUGGACCACCCACUAGUGUCAUUCCCCUGCCCCAUGCAGACAGGGCCGGUGCUUCCAUUAGGCAACCCUAGGCGGUCGCCUAGGGCGCCAG
Messenger RNA from Mauremys mutica (yellowpond turtle), 8478 nucleotides. RefSeq names its product adhesion G protein-coupled receptor L1. The transcript is spliced from 24 exons. The record is from RefSeq and is a predicted model, not a curated record. The coding region runs from base 1038 to 5489 and encodes 1483 amino acids. Gene Ontology annotation, biological process: adenylate cyclase-activating G protein-coupled receptor signaling pathway; cell surface receptor signaling pathway; heterophilic cell-cell adhesion. Gene Ontology annotation, cellular component: presynaptic membrane; axon; postsynaptic density. Gene Ontology annotation, molecular function: carbohydrate binding; G protein-coupled receptor activity; latrotoxin receptor activity. Lineage: Eukaryota; Metazoa; Chordata; Testudines; Geoemydidae.